This is a messenger RNA of Plasmodium knowlesi strain H, 3474 nucleotides long. RefSeq names its product myosin-specific chaperone UNC, putative. Gene Ontology annotation, molecular function: protein binding. The record is from RefSeq and is a predicted model, not a curated record. Bases 1 to 3474 code for a protein of 1157 amino acids. The transcript has a single exon. NCBI's taxonomy places the organism in Eukaryota, Apicomplexa, Aconoidasida, Haemosporida, Plasmodiidae.
AUGGACGCACCAAAGAUUACCCGUGGCAGCGCCCAGUUGUUGGACGAAAGCAAAAGCGAGGGGAACGAACUGUUCCGGAGGAAGAAGUAUGAAGAAGCUCUGGGCGUUUACCUGGGCGCUGUUGCGAAACUCUGCGGUGAGCCACUAGAUUCUACGAACGUUAGAAGAUUGGUUCAGUUUUUUCGAGAAAAUGGAGGGAAAAAGGAGGUAGACAUACCCGAGGGUAAGAGUGCAGAUUCCCCCCACCUGAACCAACACGUCAAAGAUCUCUUCACAAAGAUAUGCCACAAUGUGUCCUUAUGUUACUACUUCCUGGACCGACCGGAAGAGGCAAUUGAUUACUCCUCGUAUGUAAGCGAUAUGGAUAGCAAACACUACAAGAGCUACCACACCUUGGGUCUGUGCUACGAGAAGUUAAAAAAUUACAAAAAGUGUAUGGAGUCUUUUGAGCGUUGCAAGCUUGUCCUCUUGAAGGAAGGAAGUAACUGCAGUUCCGGAAACUCUUCUCCCCUUGUGAGUGCUGAUGUGAAAAACGAAGUGAACCGAAUUAACGAAAAGCUCAAGAGGCUAAUCAGAGAAAUGGAAGAAGCCAAACAACAGAAAGAGGGACUAGGCAUCACCAUCGAUAUGGCCAAAAAAACAAUUCUCGAUGAUGCCAGCACGGAAGAGGAAAAAAUUAAAAUGAUCCACAGCAUUUGUAAGCAUAAAAUACAUACCCUCUUGAGGGAAAAUAUUUUUUACUUCUUCUCCCAACUGUUAAAUCAUGGAGAAAACUCUCUAUCCAUUGAGAAGGCGUGUCUACAUGUCAUCUAUAAACUAGUAUCAAAAAUGGAGAGAGAUACAGAGGAAAUUUCAAGGAACACCAAGGUUUGCAUCAACAAGGUAAGUGACAUGAAGCUGGAAUAUUACUAUGAUCUCCAUUUUGUGAAAACGAUUUUGUCCUUACAUGAGUCCUUCGACGAACAGUGGAUAAAUAGCUAUGUAAAGGAAAAGAUGAAAAAAAUGGAAACCCUCAAAUUCGAUAAGAAGAAAGAUACCUACAAACUUGUGAAGGACAUCCUCAUCUUUAUCAUCCACAUUGUUAAGUACAUCCAUGUAGUGACAAAUGAUAAAAUUAUAAGAAUCAUCAACACAUAUUUUCUCUCUAACGACGACGUAGACAUAGCUACCAGUGCACUAGACGCAAUAAUUUUCCUCUGCAAAAAAAAAAAAUUCUUUAUACAGAAGAGAAAUACAAAGGAGGGAAAAAAUUCAAUCACCCUUUUAAACACCUUAUUGGAAGAUUCAAACAUAGAUGUCAAACAUUAUCUGAUUGAUACCCACUUUGGAGACAUCUGUAAGCAUCCCCUCUGUGCAAAUCUCGAAAUUAAAACAACUAUUCAGCAGUGCAUUAGUAUGCAUGAAAAUUUUCCCAGUGACGUGGAGUACGCCUUGAUACUUAUCCUAUCCCUGUUGUAUGAUAAAAACAGACCCAGUGAAAAGGAUACCGAAAUGAAUGAUCUCAUAUAUGAGUGCAUAGAUUUGUAUUUCAAACCACAAGAUAUUGGAGUGGAGUGGUUUCUGUCUGUUAAAUGUCUCUUUCUCGUGGACAAGAAUAUUGUUCUGAAUUACCUAAUCGGAAAAAAUCAAUACCUCUAUGAUAUACUUACCUUUAUUAACCAAUCCGUGGGAAGGAAGCCAAAGAAAGAUAUCUCCCUUUUUAUAGAUGUUCUACUUCUACUUCUAAAUAUUUCAGAGCUUCGUUUCAUGCUGAACACUUACAUUGAUGUGUACAUUAACAUUUUGAAGACCUUCCCCUAUGACGAGAAUUUUCUAAAGUUCCUCGUGGGUUCUUUCAAACUAUAUAUGCACAGUAAAGAAUUCAAGGAGGAAAUUGUCAAGAGAGUCGAUUUGUUUUCCUACGCUAAGGAGUUGUUGAAGCGCUUCCUAUUGCGAAGCGAAGGACAGAAGAACAAGAUAUCCUCGGAUGGUGGCCCCACCCAGAAGGACUCUCCAACCUCUUUGCAGAAGCGGGAGUUUCUUGAGUCAACGGAGCAGUCUUCACACAACGGAAGGAAGAACUGCGAAUUGGUGAGCAAGAUGAUGAAGAAGCAAACGAAGAUUUCCUCAAAUGGCAAUACAGACUAUGACACACACGCGCUGAAGGAUCUCAUCGAAAUGGUCUUCUACCUCAGCCUGCACAUUGAAUUUAAGAAGCAGCUCCUGGAGCAAGACAAUCAGUACAUCCUGUUCUUCCUGAUCAAAGUCGGAGAUGAAAUUAACCAGAAGAAACUAGACAAUACGUACAAGUACUUAUACUGCAACACAAUCAACAAUUUAAUAUUAACAAGAAAAGAUGAACAGGUCAGGCGAAGAGAAAUUAACAAAGCCAAUUUAUCCAACUUUGAUUCUGAACAAAUUGAAGCAUUAGAACAAUUUUACGAAAAGUUACCAACAGCAGCCAAACCUAAGACCGACCCUCUGUAUGACUAUGGAGAUGAAGAUACGAGUAAUCAGUUAAUUAAAUUAUUGAUGUAUAAUGAGAACUAUGUAUUGAAGGUAAAAGAAAAUGCUGAUGAGGAAAUUAUCCUACCAAAAGGGGGCAAGUACAAAAAUGGGGCAAUUGUUAACACCAUAUAUAAUUUUAUUAAUACCAAUUUUUUUACUAUCAACAUAGCAGAAGCUGUGUGUGAUAUCAUUUGCAAAUUUGUUAAGGAUACAAAAAAUAUUGGCCUUGUUCUUGUAAACAAUGGAUUGAAGGCACUACUCCUCGCGUCCAAACAUAUUGCUAAUAGGAAAAACUGCGCCUUAGCUCUGAGCGAAAUUUUCAUUUACACCAACCCCAAGUUGGUUCAUUUUUACGAGGCAUAUGAUUCAUUGCCAUUGCUGAUUCAACAAUUGGAUAUCGAAGAAGAACUCCUGGUGUUCAAGUCCUUAAUGGCCAUAACGAAUAUAUUGACCAUUGACGAGAACGUAGCCAUCAAGGCCAUGCAACUGAAUUUGUGGAACAAAUGCUUCGACAUCCUCGUAUCUGAAAAUGUCUCCAUAAGGUCCGCCAGCUUAGAGUGCAUAUGCAACUUAUGUUCUCAGCCAUAUGUCCAUCAGUAUGUGUAUGAUAAGUAUAAAAAAAUUGCCGGGGGGAAUGGAAAAGAUGAACAAAUCAAUUUCGUAGACAUACAAAUAAUGUUUUCUUUUACCAUGGAGAAGGAAAAUUACAAGGCUGUUUAUGCUGCUACUGGGGCACUUGGCAUGUUGUCCUCUGAUUUGCGCCUCCCUGUAUUUUUAAUACGCACAAAAGGUUUCCACCACGUUUUUAAUGCGUUGAAAGAAACGGACGAUGAGCAAAUUUUACUCCGCAUUUUAACCUUUUUCAACAACGUGAUACUGGGAGAAAAUGUCCCAUCGGAUGAUGUGAAAAGGGUGAGAGAUGCCGUUCGGGACAAGACGGGUCUGGAUGGCGAAAAUGCGCAAAUUGCGCAGUUUAUUCUACAGUGA